AAUAAAACUACUGGGGUUUGCCACACUGACGAGCUACAUAAAACGUGUCAUUGUAAGUUACAUCUCUCCGCUCAUUGAAGUUGAAGGUUGGAUUCACAUGAGGCAACAGGAAGGUAUUUCAUGUGCAAAUUAUUCAUAAACUUCUUAAGGCAUAUUCUAUCUGUAUUCUCAGACUAAAAGCGCCACUUUCUCCUUGUAGUACACUUCCUUAAGUUUGAAGUUGAUCCCCUCGAAAACAUUUUCUUGUCUCAUUUGAUUCAGUCUUUAACACCGUGACGUUAGACUGGAACUUCCGUGUGCAAAUGAGACAUGUAGAGCCAUGCGUCACUAACUGAGUAAUUGGUAGAUGUUGCUACUAAUAACAAAACUAAAGAUUUGCAUCUCUUUGUUUGAUUUAAGGUUGAAUUCACAGUAGUAAACAAAUGCUAGAUCUCGUGUUUUGGUAAAAGUCGGAUAAAAUGUCGACUAUACGUAGGCAGGAUCAGGAAAAGAAAGCAGCUUUGAGCAAGAUACAACAAGAAAACAGAAAUGACUAUUGUGCUGAUUGCUCUGAACAACGUAAGUUGCUUGUUCAACUAGCUGGGGUUAAAUUUAUAACUUGAUUUAAUUAUAUCCAGUAGACACUUUGCUGCUAGCGAGAAACUUUCCGGCGGCCGCAAACUUUCUCUCAAGGCCUGAAUCUCUUUUUGACUUCUUUCCUCUCAAAAAGGGCGAAGAUGUAAGAUAGGGGGACUUAAUGCUGAUGCAAAGUCUUUUCAAAUAUUUCUUUCACAUGUGCCACUGUUGAACAUGAUACUUAGUACAGUUGUACUCAAUAAUGUCUGGGUGUUUGAAAAGAAUAUGAUUUUCAGAUCGCUUGUACUAAACAUUGAAAAGUUGAAUCAGCUUCAAUUAGGGCAUCCUUAAAAAAAAAAAGAAAGAGAGAGAGAGAGAGAGAGAAAAUAUCGGCUGACCAUAAGUGAGUGGUGGACCGUCUAAUUAUCAUACUGCGUGAAGGAAGUGAGCUAAAGUGUCUUUACCUAUAAUAGGUUUAAAAUCGGUAUGUCUGAGGAAAACAGGACGCCUAGAAUCUAACCGAUAUUGGUUUUCGACACGUUACGAAGACAUUUGUUAUAGCUAGGCCGAUUUGCAAGGGAAGGAUGCCUUCGUAGGACGCCAAUCGGAAAAGGGUUCGGACAUUGACUUUUGGCAUGUUUCGUUCACAGAUCCCAAGUUCGCUUGCAUUGUGAAGGGUAUAUUUCUUUGUCUUGAAUGCGCUGGCGUCCACAGAAGUUUUAGUACUGACGUAUCAAGAAUUAAGUCGGUUGAUACUGACGUCUGGACCGAUGAAAUGUUGCAGGUAAUUUUAUCAGUCUAUGGAGCAGGUAAAAAGAAAUUUCCACAAUUAAUAGCGUGCUAAAGGGAAUUUACCACCAAGAUGACGCCAGUGAUGUCACACUUUAAAGACCUUUCGUUCGUUACUGGCGGAGGUCUUGUCUGUAGCCAUUAAAUGACCUUUGAUAAUGAAUUACUGGGAAAACAUUUCCUAAGCUAACAGUUCAAAUUAAGGGGAAAUAUAAAUUUCUGAGAAAAAAAUGAUCGUUAAAGUGAAAGAGGUGAGCUUUGUUUACGGACUGCUUUAACAUGUUUAAAACUUAAACUUUGAUUUACUAUUUCUCACUUAAUGAAACCGCAGAUACAGUUUACAAAUUUUUAAAAACCACGCAUUAAUUAUGGCUAAAUUUAUAAUCGAAGUGGUAAAGUCAACCAAUACAGGACCACACAGAGGUAAUUUGUUUGUGCUAUGUAAUGGAGUUACCCUGAGGCAAUCCAAUGGAAAGUGAGAGAUGACCUUAGUUGAAAGUCAAAAAGUGGAGCCUAAUAGCGACCUAUAUAUAGUGGGUAAUAUGACGUCAAUUACCAAUCCUAGAAUAUGAAAUAUGGUAGUAGUUGAUUCCACAAGCGGGCAAGACUAUGGGCGAAAGCUGCGUUCUGAUUGGCGACCCGAGCGGGCAAAAUAGGCCCUUCUUUGCCGCUCGAAAUUUCCCCCUUUGCUCGCAAAAACAGACUUUGUUUUGGCCAUACAAUAACUCCCGGCUUUAUUGACCAAAAAUGUUCGGUCAAGAUGGCUGGAGUUUGGCCCGUUCUUGUUUUUGCGUUUUUAUUGACCUCGACUUCGUCUCUCUUUAAAACGGCCCACGACCUCGAUCAACAUACCAGCAUGUCAUGACACUUUUUUUAGUCACUUUAUGUAUGCUUAUAAAUUCAUCUUUUACAGAUAUAAUACUAUAGGACGUAACUUUAUAAUUUCACUGAUUUGGAAGCCGUCUUGUCAAUGUAAAAUGUCUUGUUGUUUGGGUCUUCAUCCGGGUUAUAACCCAAACCCAGGCCCCUCUUGUUUCUGCUGCAGUCCAUAGCAGCCUCGUACUGCUUCUCCAGUCGCCGCGUCAAGGACUCUUCAGUGCCUUUUGUCAUGCAGCGACUACCUGACGACGGGCCACUGGCCGCAUCAUUCGCUUGUCUUGUGGCUGACGGCUUUUUGAAGGCGCCCAUCAGACGGAGAAAUUUGUCGUUUCUCUCUGCACUGCCAAAGUCAGCACCACCCCACUGGCCAAGCUUAAAAAUACGGAGAAAAAGGAAUAGAAACAACUUGGUAAAAUGUUGCGCCGGAAUGGUACGGGUAUUUAAUUUUCUACUCGCAAUUUCCUAUUUCCUCAUGCAAAUGGUGCUGUGUACCCUGUGUCCCCAUUAAGUCAUGCUUACGUGACUGAAUGUUAGGACCUCCCACACGUUUUAGUUUCUUUUCCAUGUGUCUAACUGACAGUGUAGAUUUACGAACAAACAAGUUUCGUAAUUCAAAAUAGCAAGUUUCAAAUCUAGAAAAAUUCCCGAUCUAAGAUACAUCAAUUUUCUCUUUCAUUUUAGCCUAAUCAAAACCGUCGUUUCGGCUGCUUACGGAAUAUAACCUCUCGCACGGGAAGGAAUCCGUACAUUUUCCUGUAGCCUGUGUACAGCCGCCCCCUUCCCUCAGAAAAAAAUCGCAGAGGGGGGCGGGGGCGGCUGUACACAGGCUAAUUUUCCUGGGACUACACACCGAUUUUUCAUUCAGUGGAAAUAAAAGUAUUAGAGAGCAAGAGAGUAAUAGCACCUCUGUUGUACAAUACCGCUAUCUUACCUCAGGUUCAAUUUUCUUUAGUGUUCGUCCCUCAUUAUCCCCGUUUUCAUCUUUACAAGUUUCUAACUCUUGUCCGAUUGCACGAUCUUUUUCCAGGUUCCUGGUCUUUUUCUUUCCGUUCUCCUCUUGACCUGUUUCUCGCCCAACUACAGAUGACGGCUCUAUUUCCACGCCCCUUUCUUUUUCACGGCCGCGCUUUGUCUCUUUUGAUUCUUGAUUGUCAUCCCUCUCGUCAGAUUUCACUUCUUGCUUGUCUUUCUCCUUGGACGAUUUUUUCUUUUUCGAUUUCUUGCUGCCACCACUGUUACUUUUUUCAACUCUACUUGAUUUAUCUUCACUUAUUCCUCUCUCACGGUCCUCGACAGAAAAUGCAGAAUCUUCCUUCUCUUUGCUAUCCGUCAUUUUCUUGCGAUCUCUUUUCGACUUUUUUUCCGGGAUGUAAUUUUCAACUUUGGUUUUCACUUCUUCUUCCAGUCCACGCUUCCUUGACUGAACCUGUUCAGGUCUUCUCUCUCCUUCUCCACCGUUUUCGUCUUCAUUUCCUCCAUUUUUGGUUUCCUCGAAGUCGCGCUUCGAUUUUUUCUCUGCGAGUUCUUCUUCAUCUUCAUUUACAACUCCAUGAACCUUGGUUUUCUUUUUGCUCUUUCUCUCUGAAACUUCCUCUCCGUCGGUAACGCUUUUUUCUUGAAGAUUCUUCUCCUCUUCAAAGCUUUUCGUUUUGCUUUGUCCGUGUUUAGACGUUUUCACAGACUGCUCAUAUUGCUCGUCAGCAACAUCAUCCUGACUAACUUUAAUGUUCUUUUGUCGUUUAUCCUUUUCACUAACACUCUCUUUUUUAAUAUCUUUUCCCUCACUUUUGACAUCAUCUUCUACAUAAACUUUGUUCUCUUUUAGCUUUCUUUUUCUCUCCUUCUUGCUCGCAGAGGAUUCCAUCUUCCAUUCUUCCUUUCCUUUUUCGGCUGCAGUGCACUCUUCUGAAUACUUUUCCUCCCUUUUUUUCUCAUCUGAAUCACUUUCUUCUCUUUCCGCGGCAUUUCUUUUUUUCUUUCGUUCACGUUUAGAAUUUUUCUCAGAAUUUUCCUUCUCUUUUGCUUCAUCAGCAACAUCAUCAUUCACGUUCGACUUCUUUUUGUGUCGCUUGUCAUUCGGAUCUGAGCGUUUCUUUACUUCACCUUCCCCCAAAUUUUCGUCUUCUUCAGACACCACAGUCUCAGUUUGAAUUUCUUCGCGUCUUUUUGCUUUCUUGUGCUUGCCGGCAGAGCCAUAAACUUCCAACUCAACAGUUUUCGCUUCCUCACCUCCUUUACGGUCGCGCUUUCUCCUUUUCACUUUUUCUUGUUCUUCAGUUAAACUCUCGGGUGCUAUUUCUUCCGCAAUCUUCUCCUCCUUACGUUUUUUGCUAUUUUCUUCCUCUUCGCUUCCUAUCCCUUUUGACUUCCUAUCAAGAUGUUUUGUUUUCUUCCUAUCAUGCUUAGAAAUCUCCUUAGCCUCACUUUCCAUUUCCUCUGUCUCAUAACUUUCCGCUUUUGGUGUUUUCUUGUCCCUGCGUUUGCUUUUCUUGUCCUUGUUUUUCAUACCGUUACCGGCAUCGUAAGCGGAAACCACGCUACCAUCCACCGGAGCUGUUAUAUUUUCCGAUACCUCGGCUUCAGAUUUUCUUUCUUUGGAACCUUUUCCUUCAGAAACCUCCUCUAUCGAUCUUUUCUUAACCCUUUUAUCUUUCUUUCCUCCUCUAUUCCCUGUGCUUGCGUCAUUAAAGGAUAUGUUUGCCCUCUCUUUCCUCUCAAGUUCAGUUUCCUUUUCAAGGACCUGAUCGGCUUUCGAUUUUCUUUCCGCCUUAGUUAAGGCCUUCUUAUCUUUCUCCUCAUUUCUCUCCUCUUCAUCCAUUUUACAGGCAUCCCCUUCUCUUUCCUCUCCUUCUCCUUUUAACUUUUGCUUUUUUCUUUUCUUUCUCUUCAUUUCAUUUUCCACAUCCUUGCCCUUACUCUCGAACGCGCUUUCGCCAUUUCUAUCUUUCACGUGUUCCUCUCCAUCAGAUUUGGCUUCCUCUGUUUCAACACUUUCCAUUUUCAAUUUGUGUUUUCUUUUGUGUUUCUUAGCCCUUUUUUCCAUUUUCUCUCCUUCACUCAAGAAUGUGUUUUCUCCCUCACCAUCUUUCUCACCUACUUUGUCUUCAAUCUCAAAAGCUUCUGCUGCCCGAUUUGCUUCGCCACUCUCAACUUUCAGAUGUUUGUCGUUUCUUUUUUCCAUUGGUCCUAAAACUGGGACUAAACAAGAAAAAACUUUAUUUAGAGGCUACUGGAUUCCAGUGAAAGUUCAAAGUUGGAAAUCCUUUAACCCAUUCGCCCCUGAACCGCCCGUAACCGCCCGUGCGGAUCCAGGUCCUUUCUACCCAUUGUGACGUCAUCAGUUUUAACGGUCAAGGACAACUUUCUUCGCUAACUUGUGCAGAGUGAAGAGAUCUUUCAAACCAUACCAGAAUGAGCACAAUUUAGUCAAGGACACCGGAGAAACAAGCAAAAAACCACCUGACAUUGACCUGAAAAUCUCCAUGAAAAUCUUGUUCCAUUACCCACCUACCUUUCCUUUCACCUAAUCCUAAGAUCCUAAAAGCUUUCCUAAAAACUCUUCCCACCAAAAUGAAGCCUACUAAAUGCCCAGCAAGAGAAAAAAAAAAUGAGGCAAGAAAAGCGAAAAAAGAAGGGAGGAGAGAAAGCGAAAAGUAAAAGUCAAGACUGCUGUGUCACUUUUAAACCCCAAAAUUUUGCUUUCUGCGCAUGCCCGAACUUCGCAAGCUGAUAUUUUGCAUCUGGAUCAGAAGGCCGCGAAGUGUUCGACCUGUAAACCAGUUUGUGGUAAGUUUUAGCUCUUUAUAGCACGACAGUGACCAGAAAACCACUUGACUAGCUUCAAAACGCGUUUUUCGGCAAAAUCUCCAGGAGCGAAUGGGUUAAUGGUACCUGACAAUUUCUAUUUUGUUCUGGGUCUUGUUUCUAUUAAACCUAACACUAAGCAGCGUCUAACUUCUCCUGAUAUCAUUACCGGUUAAAAAGGUUAUGUCAAGCUAUUUGCUAUCCUUUUAAAAAGCUACAACAUUUUUUCGCAUCAAUUGAAUUCCACAAAUCAUGGUCCAGUUUUGUUACUUAACCCUUUAAGCCCCACUAUCCACAUACAAAUUCUCCAAACUGAUCUCUAUACAUUUCAUUAAAGAAUAAGUUGAGAGAAUUUGGCAAAAGGAGGGGGAUGAAUAGGGGUAUGCAAAUCCGCAGAUCCGUUAUGAUUUAUUGGCCAAAUCCGCCGUUAAAAUUUCGCCCUGAAUCCGAAAUCCGGGCAAAAAUAUUUUUAUUACAUGCAAAGUCCAAAAUCCGGGCCUAAAAAGUCGAUGAAUCCGCAAUCCGCUGCAGUUGCAGGAUCCGGGAAAUCCGUUAAAAUCUCGCUUUGAAUCCAAAAUCCGGGCAAAAAUAUUUUCAAAAUCCGCCUCCAUUCACCUAUUCACCCCGCUCCAAAAGAUCCAGGCAUUUUCUCUUGAGUGAUCAUUUAAUUAAUUCUCAUAACUUAUCUCUUGACAGUGUAUGGAUAUUGCUAAGAGAAAUUUGAUCUUGGUCACUAUUGGGACUUAAAAGGGUUAAGACUAUAUUUAGACAUUGAAAGUGUAUUCUGUUGUCUGUUGCAAAGGAUGGCAAGGAUGGACAUGGAUCGAAACUUGAAAAUUUGGCUAUGCCUUCAAAAAUCACCAAAAAAUUAUUAUGGUUAAGUGUUCCCUGAUGAAAUUUGUUUGAUAUCUUUUCCAGAACUGUACAGACGCAUUUUGUGUCUGGUCAAAGAUACCAAGUAAUGACCUCAGCACAGAAUUGCAAUAAAACAGCACAGUGGCAGAUCCAGACCUUCAGGAUAAGGGGGGGGGGGUUCUCAUUCUCCUCCCCUGGAUCCCCUCCCCUGGAUCUGCCCCUGCAGCAAUAUUGUCAUGACCUAGCCCCUUUGAUUACACAAAAAUGUCAUUGCCUCCAUUGUUUCUGGGUGUCACGUGCAAGGGAACUUGGGAAGGUUACAAGUUAACACAAAGGGUUAUAUCAUGACUGCUUCUACACUCUUCUCAAGGUGCCUUACAAGAUGCUUUACCAUUGAUCCUUUGAAAUCUUCCACAAUCAGUGAUUUUGUUACCUCUGCGUCCUGCGUCCCUGACGCAUAAAAAUCCCCAGAGACACAAAAUAAUUUAUGGCAUGCAUCUUGUAGGACAUGAAAUACCUUAACAACAGUGCAGAGAAGAUGCACAUGAAUGCCAGAGAGUAAGGAUUAUUAUUUUUUCUGGGCGUACAGACUUUGUUGUGUAAACGCCCACCAGAAAAAAGAAGCUUUAAUAACGUAUUUAGUCAAGAGUUCAGAUAUUCUACAAGCUACCUUAAAAGGCACCUUUGACACUCUAUAUCAAAAAGUGUAUUUCAGCUGACAGACCUUAUUUACAUACUACCGAAGUUUUUAAAGGAAAUGUAUGCAAACCGAUUAGCCAGAAUGAGUUCAUUAAUAUCACCACAAAGUAUGUGUCCUACAUUUUUGGGCAAAUCAUAGUCUAUGAUAUCAUAGUUUUUAGGUAUAUGUAAUAAAAUAAUAUGAUUUUAGCCUGAGGGAUUUUUCAGGUUUGAAUUCUUUUUUCCACAUAAUUCUUUGAUCAUCCCUGUCACUUUGAAUUCAUAGUAUUAAUUAACCCAUGUGGGUAAAUAACUUACAUGUACUGGUGUGUUAAAAAUUACACUUUUGUAACCAAACACUUCUGAAGCAAAUUUUCAAAAAUUUGUUUAUGACUUGUUUGCUUGAUGGUGUAAUGACCAUGUGAUCAACAGUUUUGAUGGUGAAAAGUUUUAGCAGGAAGGUGCCAAUAAUCUGACCAAAUUACAAAGCGUGGAAGAGAGUGUUCCUGUCACACACCCUUUCUUACUUACAAAAAAGCUCCAGAUGGGCUAGCUGAGAAGUGGUUAAUUUUAACUGUCACUGAGAAACUGGGGGAUUCUUUAAACUGAUAGCUGAAAUGUGAGGUCCAAAACAUUAACUGAUCACCAAGAAAUGUGCUGAAAUUUUCCUAGUGACAGAGAAAAUACCAAAAACCUUUUUGAUAACUGUGGGCACUGACAAAAAGUCCGACCUGGCUAGCUAGUACUGAUAGGUCUAGAUAGGUCACUGAAAAUUAAAUUGGCUAUGUUCAAGAUUUUUUACUUAGAUUUUAAAUAACAUACUGCUGAGCAUACUACAGAGCCAGGAGGCAGUAAGUAGGAAAUAGACGACUUCAAGUCGAUCUGGCCGGCCAGGUGGCGCCACCAGAGAUGUAAUCAUGUAGACUUCUCCCCCGGAAACAAGUAAUGACCAGUAUGUGUUUUGAUUCGAAAAACGGUGUCUUUAAAUGGACAGACAGUCUGACCCACCAAAAUUUUGAAUACAUACGAGCAUAAUAACUUGCUCUUGUAUCAUGACACAAAAAUGUCACCGGUUAAAUGCAAAGAAUUGAGCUUUGUUCCGGGCAUGAACGUGAGAUGGAGCGAGCGUGAGCUUAGCAAUAAACAACCAAAUGCAAAAGCUUUACGGGAAAAGUUCGACAAAUUUCUGACUAAAAACACAUUCAGGUUAUUUUAGAAAUCACCUACCUUUUCAUAAACGGUAGAGCUUUCGGCGUGUUAAAUAUUAUUGGAACUAGAGAUUUUUAUGCCAAUAAAUGGAUGUAGUCUCUUCGUCUUCCAUACACGUGCAACUCAUUGAGCAGAGACUGGGUAUGAUGGCCUUGUGAGGAAGUGAGGAAGUGACUGACCCUCCCCUGGUCGAUAAACGCAAUAAUGCUCUCAGCUGCACAAAAUGUCGGAAAAGAACCGAGUUGCGAUAUUGGAACUGAUGAAGAAGCCUGGAAAUAACACAUGUGCGGAUUGCGGCGCACCAAGUAAGAGUUUUGAAACAGUUUUACUCCUUCAAGUUAACAGAGAAACGGUUCUUAUUUUGUGAACUUUUAAUUGAUUUUUUCCGGCGAUUUCCUGCAUGUGCGUUGUCUUGAAUUCGAUAGAUCCUGAGUGGGCCUCUGCAUCCAAGGGACUAUUUAUUUGCAUCACAUGCAGUGGAAUUCACCGAAAUCUAGGUGCACAAGUAUCAGCAGUAAAGUCGCUGAGGCUUGACACGUGGACAGAUGAAAAACUGAAGGUAAAUUAGACAAGAAAUUUGGCUUUCAGUACGUUAAAGCGGGUGAAACUUUUUCGUGUAAUCUGACGUGAAAUAUGUAAGCUUACUUAAGCGUAAUCAAUUUCAUCAGCUGAUCUCCUACACUUGAAUGAAUGAAACUUUAGUUUUUAAAGAUCAUAGAAAGCUCCAAACAUGUUUCAGACACCUUUUGUCAAUAUCUUCGGCUUAUUGCUUUAUUGUAUUAAUUGAGAUAAAAAUAUCAUCGUUCAAAUUACACAUAAGAUUUAUUUCAUUUACAAAUUUCGUGUUAGCUGAAAUCGUGUGAAGAAGCAAGAAUUUUGUUGUGCAAUGUUCACACUGAAUAGUUAUUUUAUAUGGUCACAAAACGUGUUUAUAUUAUAUUGUGUCCCAAACGUCCUUAUCUUUUGCUGAAUAGUUUAUUUCCUUGUGUGAUUCAAUGGAGCUGGAAUUUAAGCUUAUCUAAUAAUUGGUUUAAUAUGCCUAAAAUUGUUGAAGCUUACGUUAUUUAUUUAUGAGCAUGUUCACGAUCAUCAAAACAGACUGACUGCUCAUAACAUGAAGUAUCUUGAAAACUAACUUUAAAUAAAUAAUAUUUAGGGUUCACUUACACAUAGAAACGUUUCAGUGGAAACUGACUUUUCUUUUCAUUGUUUUUGUAAAGAUGACAAGGGCUCUGAAAAUCUGAAACAAGGAAUGAAUUUUUUUCGUGAAUUUUAAAGGCAUUUCAAAUUAAUAGAAACAGAAUAAAACAAGAAACUACGACAAUAAUGCAGAAACAAAACCAUUAUGUUCCUUAAUUGCUGACAGUCAUUAGGAUCAUUACUGAGCCGUGCAUGUUUGGACAUCAUUUGCUCAAGCAUAACGUUGCACUUAUUCAAAUUCCAUUCUAAUUUUGAAUGUAUACUUGAAAUGUGAGGAAUGUUAAAUGAAGGGAUGUGAAAAAAAAUUUUUCUUGGUGUUAAUUUAAAUACAUAAAUGAUUGUGUAUUUGUUCAGUACUAUUGUUCCAUCAAUGCUUUUGAAGACCAUUGUAAACCACCUUAACCUGCUCAUCUGUGCAUUUCUAUAGUGGUCUGAAUUUCUUAAAACAUGACCAAGAGGUUUUUGCCUGGCAGCCGGCACAGCCAGCUUCCAGGCCAGUACGGUCUCCAAAAAUUGAGAGGGCUUGCUGUUUUUGUUGGCACAGGUAGAGAUAUCCCUAACAGUGGGUGGGUGGUCCAGGCCUGUGAGGCAAUAAUGGUGGGGUAGGUAGGGGUUUAUUUUGACACAACCCUUACAGUAAAGAGCAGUGUUAUUUACUAGAGGCUUUGACUUGCAAAUACCUUCAUCAUUCAUCAUCCCUUUGCACAAGUCAGCUCAAUCAGGCCUCUGCUGACAAUAAUGAUCAUGAUAAUUACAAAGCUCACGGGGAUGAGUGUUGCGUGGGGAGGGUGAAUUCUUUGUACCAAAGACCUGCAGAGACUGAGUGAAGCCAUUUCUACAUUCAGAUGUACAUGAGAUGUCGUUGUUGGGAUCUUUUGCCUCCUGACCAAUUGGAUGCUGGUCUGUUACAUGGUUACUGCCCUUCAACAUAUCUAUUACUGCAGGUGCACUGUGGUGAUGUUUCUACAAGACAGCAGGAAACAAAUUUUUGAAAUCAGUAGAAUGGUGGAUCGAGAACUCAAACCAUACCUGUCCAAGAUUGUGUAAAAUACUUGCCAAAGAAAAAGGAAAAUGUCUAAUCAAUGUAUUAAAGUAGAGAUUUGACAACAAUGACUUACAGCAAACUUUUGUUUUUCACCAGCUGCAGCCACUUGAAAACACUUUUUCUUUUUCUCUUUGCCCUGAAUAGAGCACAAGGCUGCACUCUCUAAGGAAAAUUAUAGUGACCCCAGUGCUCUGAACCUGUGAAAUCUAGGUUGGCCAGCAUUAUGAUUUGUAUUUAAAACAAAAACAAACAAAGAUUUUCUAGUCACCCAAGAACAAAAGUUAGGCACCAGGGGCCACCGGGCUAGGCUAAAGCACAGCCUUGGAGCAUCAGCAGUAUUAUCUCUUAUAAGUAAUGUUAAGUAUUUUUUGUCUUGCAGUUUAUGGAAGAAAAUGGUAACAUCAAGGGCAAUGCCACAUGGGCCAAGAAUGUGCCAGUUUUUUAUCGAAGACCGACACCUACAGACCCACAGUAAGCAGAAAUAAUCAUUAUGAUGCUCAGCUGUUUUAAUCAUAAACUAUGCCUUUUAUCUAAUCGUGAGUGUUGCCAUGGAAAGGAGCUCAUUAUUAAGGACUGUUGUAACCUGAACAGAGUAGAGUAACAAUAUCAGUUGUUUCUUUUGAACCCUUAAUAGUGCUACAUGCAUGCUUGAAACAAGACCCCCAUAGUGGGGUUACAUUGGUCUGCAUUUAUUUAUCUUUUGAGAUACAUAAAAGUUUGUUUGUUUAAUAAAAACAUGAUGAAGGAAAGUGGAGUUGUGGGUCCAGACUGAGACUUCUAAACUGCGAUUACCUUUUUGGUCUGCUAACUUUUGUGUACUUCAAUGCUGUUCUUCCCCACAUUUUCCAGUUAAUCUUGGAUAAAGUAACAUGACAUUAUUCAAGUUCAUGGUUAACGUCUUCACAAGGGUGACAUAAAUGUGAAGUGACCCAAGAAAUAUUUGCAUGAAUGCAUGUUUCACGCUUAAUUGGCUUUCUGCUAAAACAUGAGUUCAAUCACGUCAGAAGAGGAAAAUGUAAAACAAAAAUAAAAUAAAAACACUAUUUGACUGUCCACGAAUAGUUUCUGUUUGGCCUCGAAGGAAGAGAUUUUUUACAUGGACCCGAGAGCUGAAGCUGAAGUUUGUAUUGGUGCUAGCAUUAUUUUUUUGAUUUGAUUUGUUCACCAGCAAAUCUUUAAUAUGGCAAGAGUGUUUGCACAAUUAUGCUGAAAGUAACGUAUAAAGUAUAAAGGACUCUUAAUAUUAUUUUCACGUUGCUUGUAUAAGGAUCCUAACUGGGAUUCAGUUUGCUCAGUUUUCAAGCUCUAAUCAUUAAACUCACAGGUGUAGGAGUAAUUUACUUUUUGGUGUUCAGGAAAAUUUCUUUUUCUCAAUCCUCUAUGCAGAGGAGUGGGGAUGGGAAACAUAAUUUGAUCCAUUUUCUAUUGUCUUUUUGCUGCACAGGAAAUGGCACUCAUUUUUCGAUUGGCUCUGUCAAAGGCAGCCCAAUAAUAUUUAUUACAUUAAACUUUAAAAAAUUAUGUUUACGACCAACUUUAUAAAACUUGACAACUUGGAAGUACCAAAGUUUUGGUCCUUGAGCAAUUUAGUCCGCAUCACCAAAAAACAACAACAACUGAACUACCUUUUAACUUUAAUUAUCAUUGCUAACAUUAAGUUUUGCAUAGCCAUAGUCAUCUUCAUCAACAUAGUCAUUUUUGCAUUUCAAGAAGCUUUGAAGUACAAAUUAAAUCCUUGGUCUUUUUAACUUUAACUGCAUAUUUCAUAUUUGACUGGAUGACUUGUGUUUUUAAGUCUGCCUUCAGAGAGAUAUUUUGACUUGGUUGACGAGGUGUAGAAAUCUCAAGUAGUCAGUUAUCACUUGUGAGAAAGCUGAUAAUUGACCAGUAAUAAGUUGCAAAAUAUAAUGUAGCCAUGCUUGACUGGAUAAAUUUUAGAGGCCUUGAGAGUGCUAUCCAGUGGAUAAAUCUCUGUGCAGUGGAUAAUAAAAUUGGUUUCCUUAUCACUGAAAACUGUGAUUCAUGUUGUUUGAUCCAAGUGAUAAUCAAAAAGUAUCAUAAAACAUAAAACACAACAAGACAUAAUAUGGGAUAUAAGGGGUAACUCUGCUAUAUAUUUGUAGGUUUGAAUGUAUUGGAUUUUUUUUAUGUUUUUCUUUACAAAAAGUGUCCUUAAGGAGCAAUGGAUUAGAGCCAAGUAUGAACGGAAGGAGUUUGUUGAUGGAGCACCAGAGCCACCUUAUUUAAAAGGUACACUAUGGGCAAAUUUACAGAUGUGCACACAUUAGCCUGUGAUUACAGCCAUCUCUCCUCACACCUUGCCACUAGGGUUGUUUCGCGAGAGAGACGUCUGCACCUUAGUAACAGAAAUUCCAUACUAAUGACUUAAAAUCUGUCCAAAAUGUGGUCAGGUUGAAGUAGUAGUUGUAUUAUUUAAGCUAUGCUUACGAAUGUAAACACAAUGAAUCUACUUCAAAGCAGUAUUGCCAUAAUCGACAAGGAGAAACCUUAAAUGAAACAAAUGUACAUUUGGAACACCAUGACUACCAGAUGAUUUACAUCUUCAGUAUGGAAUUUCUGUCGCUGAGGCACAGACGUCUCUCCUACAAAACAUUCCUAGCGGGGGGGGGGGAAGCGAAGUUAUGCACACAUUGCAGGCUAUGCACACAUUAGCCAUUUCAGAAACGCUAUGUUGCUGACGAAAGUUUUUUGUCACAUGUGCGCACAAGAUUUACUCUUUUUUAUUCAUGGGUACACUGAGUCAUAUUAGCAUGUGUGUUUUUAUUAUACCAAUAAUAAAUAACAAUAAUUAUUAUUCACCGAAGUGGAGGUGGCUAGUGGUGGUUAUUUACUGAAUUUUGUCACCUUCUUCAUGCAUUUCGGGAACAGCUUGUUUGAUUAUUUGUGAAAUUUCUUUGUUUGUUACGGCAGCAAUCAACAAUUAUUGAAUGAGGCAUAGUAUGAUUUGAUUCUUGGAUUUGCCCAAAGGCAGUGGAUAACCUCUGAAAUCAGCAUAAUAUUAUUCCUGACAUCACUAGAACGCUGAAUUCAAUAAAUUGUUUUAUAAUUCAUUCCAAAUAUUUCUAAGUUCUUAUUAACACGCUUACCUUCAAAUCUUCAAAUCUUUGGCCUAUUUACUACUUUACCUUCUUUACUGAAUUUAUAAAAAUUUGAAUGAUUUAUAAAAAAAAGUGUUUGAAGGUGAUCUUGAUAUUCAGUGGUUUUGAAUCGUGUCCCCAACAUGUUUUUGUAUCAGGCUCAAUGCGAGGCUAUUUAAGGAAAAAAGGAAAGGAUGAUAGCAGUUGGAAAGUACGGCUCUUUGUUCUGUCAGCAGAUAACAAUUCACUCAGUUACUAUAUUAAAGAUCAGGUAUGUGACUUAAACCAUUAAUCAGUUCCAAUAUACUGGGUUUUUUUCAUGUAAUCAGUCUAGAGUUAUCUUAUAAUUAAUUUGUCCACCUUUUUGGAGAGGCCACUUUUUGCAUGAUAAUUAAUGUGUACGACACAUUAAUGUCACCCAGUGCUCAUGAUGUAAAGAAUAUUGAUUUAAGGCUUAAGGCUCGAUUUCAUCAGCAAUGGAGUCAGAGUUGAAAUAAAUUGUAAGUGGAGUUGCAAGAGUGCUUAUGACCUUGUGAAAAUAAAAAUCAGUGUUGUAAGCAGAGUCACAAGCAUGUUGGAAUUGGAGUAGGAAGAAUAAGAACGUUUCCAUUUUCUUCUGACUCUGCUUAUGACUCUGUCACUUAAGAUCUAGUGAAAACCAGAUUGUUGGAGUCGGAAGCAGAAGGAGAAGGAUAAACCAAUCACAAUGAAAGUUUUCUUGCUUUGUGAUGGGUUUAGUUCCUCUGCUUUGGCUUGCAACCCCAACAGCCUAGUUUUCACUCGAUGGUAUGAGUCAUAAGCGGAAUCAGAAUGCUGUUUUUUACUACAAACAUAAAGUUCUAUGCUACUCAUCUUGACACCCACUCUGUCGCUAGUGAAACAGCCUUUAAGGACUAAUGUAAUUAAGUGCUACACUGGCAAUCAAAUGUACAUAUGGCCGUAGAAUGAAUGAGAAAUUCCAAUAGUGUACCAGGCCAACUGCAUUGUGAUCAAAAUGAAGAAUUUCUCGUUCCACAUUCUGCACCUAGCUAGUGCAUUUAUUUGUACAUCUGAAUCACAUGCAUUCAAACUUCGAGUUUCCUGCACUACAAAUGACAAAAUUCUUUUAAGAGAACAACUGGCAGCAGUAGAAAAAAACUACAAAAUACAAAGAAAGUUUCUGUAAGUAAAACUCUGUAAAAAUGAUAUGGAGAAUUUUGCACAGAGUACUUUAAUUGAUUUAGUUUGAAUAUUUUUAUUUUCUUAUUUAAGUGAAGAAUAUUAUAAUAAUAUUAUUACAGUUAAUCAUUAUACAUGCAAAUUUGUGGUGGUAGUUUUAGUAAUUAGAUUAUUGGUGAGAAUCAGACCAAUACAACAGUUGAGCCUAAUAUUUUCUGAAGGAUGCAAUGUUCAUUUAUUAAUUUAUUAUUAUUGGUGUUUGGUUUUGAUUUUCAGGAUAGAACACCUAAAUUUACCUUCAAUGUCAAAGAGAUCAAUGUAACUUUUGCUCAAGAUAGAACAAAUGAGGAUAAUAGCUUACAAUUCACAUAUGUUAAGUCAGAUGGAUUGACAAGAAAUUACUUUGUGUCUUCAGGGUCUGGAAAGGUAUGUGAAAACCUUUAUGACAUUACUUGAAAAUGGGUCUAUAUUCUUUAAAGAUUUAUUACCAUUAAUCAAAACAGGUGGGCAAGACCCACUCUUUGGGUAAAGAGAAUUCCACUGUUAAUGGGGGGAAUCUUCAGACAGGUUACUUUAUUGUCAAGAAAUUUAUUUACUAAACCGCAGAGGGUGAGACUUAAGCAUCCAAAACUAGUUAAUGUGGUUCCGCCAUAUCCUUUGUUACCUUUUAUAACCAAUUUUUUUUCAUUUGAUAAAUUAUUAAUCUAUUGAGAGUCAUUAUUUUCUAUUAUUAGUUAUAAACAAAGUGCAAGUACAGAGCUUUUUCUUAUCACAAAAAUAAAUAAUUAUUAUUAAAUUAUAAAAAAAAUUACCAUCCUGUCACUCCUCAGAUUACAAUUUUUUUCUGCUGUCUGUCUGUUACAUUGCUUGUAUAAAUGAACUGUCUGUUGUUGAAUUGCCAGGAGCUUAUUGACUGGUACAUGGCCAUCAGAUCUGCAAAGUUUUGUUUAUUAGGACUGAAUGGUCCCCAAGCUGAUCCCAGCAAGGUGAGCUGCAUCUUAAGGAGGCCAAGUGCUACAGUCGCCAUGAAAUGUUAAUUGGCAUUUCCUGAUAUCUCAUUUUCUUUAAAGGAACUAGCAGUUCUUUUUUUAAGGCAGCAUGGCGGAGCAGUUAGAGUGCUGGACGUGAAAUUCAGAGGCCCUGAGUCCAAGUCCCACCCUGACGGCUAGCUGGAUUUGUUCUCGGUGGUCCUGAGUUCAAAUCCUUGACCACGUUUGUAAAUAGCCAACUGUCUUUGCCUCUAGCCGGUUGGGAUUCUUAACCCCAUUGUGUUUGAUUUAAAUUAUUUGUUUCAGGAAUUUGCUUGGCGCCACUAGCUUUAGUGCUUUAAAUACUGCUGAGGGUAAAUAACGGAAAUUUAAUGAAUCAUCUGCAGUGGGCUCCAAUAUAUAUGAUUGUGUAUGUUGUAGUUAAUUCUUUUAUCUCAGGUUAUUUUUAUUUUCCUUUUGUUUUUGGGCAUGGUAAUGCUAAUGAAGUUGAAACAAAAGGAAAAUAAAAAUUACCUGAGAUGAAAAAUUAACUACAACAUGUAGGUAUUUUAACAAUUGAAAAAAAUCUUAAUAUUUCCUUUUAGGUGAAUGCCAUACUUACCAGAGACUUUACAAUGGAGGGUUUUCUUCAAAAGAAAGGACCAAGGGUGAAUAUUUCUUAUAAAUCUGUAGGUUGCAAAAUCAAUGUCAGAUCAAGUUGGUGGGUUCAAAUGCUAUCCAUUUAUUCCAUUGUAAAUGAGAAAUACCAGCAUUAUCAGGGUUGUCAAAAGUAGCCGGCUACCAGUAAAAAUCCCCCGCCUACUUGGUUAUUGUCGGCCGGCUACUCUGCUUGACAUUUGUUUAUGGAUGGCGGUUUUUAAAUAAAAUAUCCCUGGACUGGCCGCUUACUUUGACAACUCAGCCAUCUACUUCAAAACUUUCUGACAACCCCGCAUUAUUAGCAGUACUCCUGGGGACUAUUAUUCACCUGCCACCAAAAUAAUAUUCAUUUUUGUAGAACCAUUCCAUUCAAUCUCCAUAUAUUUCCUAGCUGUUUACUAGAUUCUGAGGCAAAAUUUUGUUCCCAUACAAGCAACUCUAAUCUCCCUAGCUUGAAUAGGUGCACUGAAUAUCUGGGGCGGGGGGUGGGUACUCCCUAUAACAGCUCAUAUGGGGAGGUUCCACCUAAAAGGGGUGCAUCCUUUUUCAGGCCUCAGGUGUAUAAAAGGGUACUACAGGGAUUUUACAAGUUGAAGUAUAUGAAAGGGUAGGGAAAUUUGUCAUUUUGUCUGUAAAGGGGCCUAAAAGAGUGAACAAAUGGAUUUUAUGACUGUGAAAAAGACAAGCAAACUUAGCGGUUCAGUAAGUUAUUCAUAUUUUUAAGACAGUGCAUUUAUAGCAGUUAAAAGGGAUGCAGCUUUCUACACUAGAUAUAUGAAAGGGAUGCCAUUAAUAUAUUAUAUUGUCAAAAUAGAAGGUACAGUCAAACCUUCACUAUCGGCCACCUCUCCACAACAGCUACCUCUCUACAAUGGCCAUUUUUUUUGGGCAGACAGUCCAUACGGAACCUCUCUACAAUGGCCACUUUCUUCUGUCCCCAAGGUGGCCGUUGUGAGAGGUUCAACUGUGUACAAAAGGGGCACCUUUUCUGUCAAAAAUGGUAUACAGUUACUUCGAGAAAGGUUGUCGGAAAAAGUGCACGCGACAAUGCCAAAAGGUAUUGUGGGUGGUUUUCAGUUCACUGUUCAAAGAAAUUUGCAAGAAUGGCACGAGAGGCCAUGGACAUAUGUUUACAAUUGCUAAAGGAAAGAAACAAUAGAAGGUUCGGCAGCUACAGUGUCAGGAACAGGUUAUUGAUCAUAUUGAUCAUAUCCCAUAUUACCUUUCGGGAUCGUCGCAUCCACAUUUUUUCCAUCAACCUUUCUCGAAAUAGCUGUAUAAAAGGGUAAGAAGUUGGACCUUGGGGCAGAGCCUCCCCGUAUAAAAUGUCUUUGAGUACCUCCAUCCCCCUUCCCCCAGGGGAUGAAUACCAGGGAAAAGAGGCCUCUGCUAGCAGUGAACAUUCUAGAAUGCGUUCAUUAUGGUUUUCAUUCUGAAAUGAAACUCUAAUUCUGAUAUUAAAAUUUCAUUUAAAAGUAAACUGAAAAUGAACUUUUUCCUGAGAUGAAAAUUGUGAACCUAAAAGUGUGUAGUCUGGGGUGAGUGUGGCAUGUGUACUGUUUUCAAGAUAAUUUGGUGCAAUGGAAGAUACCAGAACAAUGCCUUAAACAUUAGCAAAUUUUUGAAUGCAGUACAAGCCUCAUUUUCAAACAAAACUCAUUCUGGAAUGAAAGUCAUUUAAAUACAUAGCCCAAAUUCUUGUUUAUUAACUCAGCUUGAUAUUACCAUAAUCUAUUUAAUAAUUUAUCUUUAACCCAUUCGCUCCUGGAGAUUUUGCCGAAAAACGCGUUUUGAAGCUAGUCGAGUGGUUUUCUGGUCACUGUCGUGCUAUAAAGAGCUAAAACUUGCCACAAACUGGUUUACAGGUCGAACACUUCGCGGCCUUCUGAUCCAGAUGCAAAAUAUCAGCGUGCGAAGUUUGGGCAUGCGCAGAAAGCAAAAUUUUGAGAUAGUUUUUGGGUUUAAAAGUGACAGAGCAGUCUUGACUUUGACUUUUCGCUUUCUCUCCUCCCUUCUUUUUUUCGCUUUUCUUGCCUCAUUUUUUUUUCUCUUGCUGGGCAUUUAGUAGGCUUCAUUUUGAUGGGAAGAGUUUUUAGGAAAGCUUUUAGGAUCUUAGGAUUAGGUGAAAGGAAAGGUAGGUGGGCAAUGGAACAAGAUUUUCAUGAAGAUUUUCAGGUCAAUGUCACAUGGUUUUUUGCUUGUUUCUCUGGUGUCCUUGACUGAAUUGUGCUCAUUCUGGUAUGGUUUGAAAGAUCUCUUCACUCUGCACAAGUUAGCGAAGAAAGUUGUCCUUGACCGUUAAAACUGAUGACGUCACAAUGGGUAGAAAGGACCUGGAUCCGCACGGGCGGUUACGGGCGGUUCAGGGGCAAAUGGGUUAAAUACUUGGCAUAAUACCUAGUAUAAUUAAUCUCUUGCAUUCUUUUGCUCUUUUUUGUAUUCUGUACAUAAAGGAUGAACCAUGGGCAAAACGGUGGUUUACACUUGAUGGCAGAAGACUUCUUUAUUUCAAAGAACCAAUGGUAAGAAGUUGUUCCCUGUUUAUACAGUGUGUGUGUAACAUUGCAAUUUGUAACAAUAUUAAAUAAAGAUUUAUGGUGAAAAAGUAAAUUGCAGUUAAUGGAGAGUGCCGUGCCAGAACUCCCAGGUUAGGUAGGUAGGUAGGUAGGUAAAUUCUGUAAAAUCAUCUCAAGGCUAUUGAUAUUUUGAUCCAACUUGAUUUGAUCUCUGAUUUCUGAAUUCAUAAAUUAUCUUGCCCCCUUCCUGGCAUGAAAAAGAGAUUUUUGGAUAGGUCAUUGUAAGUACCAGAAGACUGGCCAUAAAUGCUUACUUGUAACUUAUUAUUAGGCCAAAAUUUUCUAGAAUUUGCGAUUGUUGGGGUCAAUGAUAAAUACAUGUAACCAUGCAUCAGGGGGAAUUCUUGCAGUCAUUUUUUAUCAGACAUGUUUUUCUCUGUACAGUCGAAGCUCUGGUAAGCAACCACCUCAGAAAUUCGAAAAUGUGGUCAUAUCAUUGCUGGUCGCUUGCGAGAAGGAACUCUUGUAAGUGACACAACAGUAAAACAAAAAUGGUGGUCACAGAAACUCAUUAAUAAUUCCUUUAAAAAACCAAAAGAAAUUAAUGUUUAAUAAGUGUCUUCAUAUCUGAUAUAGACACAGCUAAACUUUACAUCCAGUUUUUUAGACCAAAAUAACGCCAAAUUUAAAUAUUAGUGUGAAGAAUGAGUUGAUCUACAUCAGAAGAUUUUGAUGCCAUUCAAUAAACUCACAGUUCCUUUUUUUUCGGGUUUGAGUGGUUGCUUACGAGAGCUUAAAAACAAAAGAAAAGUCCAAUUGGGUAAUAUUAACAAGAGCUUUUGUUUAAGUCACAGUUCAAACGGGGUUUCACAAAGGUGGUCAUAGCUAGAGCUGGUCACGUACGAGAAUGGAGGCAAGGAGAGCUUCAACUGUAUUUACUGCUGUACAUUUUUUGCUAGGCACCCUUAGCACUUGGAGAGCUCAUCAUUGGUUCACGAACGGAACGAUUUGAUCUUCAUGAAGGAUGCACAAGGCAUCAAGAAUUAGAUUACUGCUUCACAUUAACCACACCUGGAAGGGAUUAUGUUGUGAUGGCAACUACAGAAAAUGAAAGAAAGAUGUGGAUGGACUGUUUAUCAAAAGUCAUAGAACAGCCAAUGACAGAUGAAGACAAACAAGGUUAGAAUGACUUUAAUCAUCUUACUUAUUAAAAACUCUUUAUGGUACUGCAAAAUUAAACAAUAAGGUUAGGGGGCACCCAACGACUUUUUCAUGUAACUCAAGAUAUUGUGUUUACAGUUAAACCUCCAUUUAGCAGCGAACUUCAGGGUACCAGCAAGUGGCCGCUUAAUGGCGGUUGGCCACUCAACAGAGACUUGUCAUAAAUUAGUGUAAUCUUGAACAGAAACAUCACUUUACCUUAAAAUAAGCACACAACAGGAGCAGCAUUACUGGUCCACAACCAGUCGUCACCUUCUAUCUUGGACUGUAUUUUCCUUCAUUAUUCUUAAAAUGAAGCCAAAUUAAGUCUAUCAAGUGCUUGAUGGCCACUUAGAGAGGUCACAACAAUGGGAGAACUCUCGUUAGGAUGGCCAAAAGGUGGCGGCUGCUGGUUACAGCAUGUAAUAGAGGUUUAAUUUCUCUAUUUUUUUCUACAAUUACCCUGGGGCUUUGAUUACUGGCCGCUUAAUAGAGGGUGGCCACUUAAUGGAGGUUUGACUGUAUUGUUAACCGUUUAAGUCCCAAUAGUGACUAUUGUCAAUUUUCUCCUAACGAUACCCAGACAAUGUCAAGAGAUUAGGUUAUGAGAAUUAGUAAUUAAUGAUCACCAAAGUGAAAAUGCCUUGAUCUUUUAUCACAUUCUCUGAACUUAUUCUUGAAGGAAAUGUAUAGGGAUCAGUUUGGUGAAUUUGUAUGUGGAUAUUGGGGCUUAAAGGGAUAAUAAGUUAUCCUGAAAAUUUUGGUAUAAACACAAAUUAAAUGUCCCCUAGAAUCUUCUACUGAAGGAACUGGAGAUACUCCAUGUCCUCAAACUUUUGUCCUCACCCAUCAGGCGAUCUGCAUUUCAGUUUUGAAUGAGACGAAAAAGCCACCUAAAACUUUGGACAGUUAGUUUUUAGGGUAGCCCAAAAUUUGGCAAACAUUCUUCUAUAUAUGAAAGCCUAGAGAAAACCAUUUUAGACAAUUUUGGCUUAUUUGCAAACAUUCGGUUGUUGGGGACCCUCAGAUAAGGUAAUCAUGAAGUUUACAGCUGUAUUCUUCAUAUGACUUGAAAGCAGUAGAUAAGAAAAAAGAUAAAAAGGUUUUUUUUAAAAUUUAUAAUAUUUAACCCGUUUUCAGCCAUGAAUGAAACACGUGCAGCCAUGGAGAAGGCAAAAAAGAAGAGUUUCAUCAGCAACUUUAGAAGAUCAUCAUUUAGAGAUGACGAUUCGACUUAAAAGAACUUGCAUGGAGCAAAACAACUGAGAGAUAUAUUCAUUGGCCGGUUCCAAGAUUAUUCAAAUUAUUAUUAUUAUUAAGAUUGCAGUGAGCCUUUGCGAGUUAGCUCACUGUUCUUUACAAUAGUGGGAAAAAGUCAAAAUUUGUCGGUUGUAAGAUCAGACGAAUAUGCAGUCGAUCGGUUAUUAUCCAGGGUAUUCACUCCUGUGAGAUGACAUCACGUAAAAUGCAUGUGGACGAGAUUGAGAGAUUUUGACUAAAUUUUCAGGGUGCAAGCAGAUUAUAAAUGAAGUUAGUGUUUAGUAAUUGCCACCUCUAUUAUUUUUUAGAUGUCUUUAUUUGCUUGUGGAAGUAUUUAUUUAAAGGUGUCGAUCCAGAGCAUUUUUAUGACUCUCGAGGAGGACAAGAGAUUUAUAUGUGUUUGGCUGCUCUAUUUGCUGAUUCGCGAAUAAAUGGAGGAGCGAAGAAAUUGCUCAAAUACCCCUUCGUGGAGAUAGUUUAUUUCUCUGUGCAUUAAUUAGUUUAUUCGCGACUCCAGCUUUCUGGUCGCGGGAGAUAAGAGAGGAAGGCGUUUGUGUCAUAGCAUUAUUCCAGGCACAACACAUGUUAGGUGAGAAAGAUCUAUUGUUUAAUAUUAGUAAUAUUAUUUCAGUAACCCUAGGGAUGUUGGUGCAGAUAUUGCUUGUGCACAUCACUGUACUGCCCAAGCAACUUAUUUCAUAGUGUCAAUUCACCUCUUGUAUUGAGUGUGUACACUAAGUUGAAACCUUUCCUCAGCUUAAGGUUAUUGAAUUAAUUAUCUGGUACUUCUUUAUCACAGAUAGCCUGUAAGAGCAUUCUCUGCAGCUUGACUUUCUUUGAGCCAAGCGAAAAACGCUAAGAGAGAGCUGGCUUGACAUAAGAUAGUUUGAAACAGUUAUUACUGCCAUGUAAAUAAUUUAAUUCUAGGAAUUUAUAUAUAUUAUAUUUUCAUUUUAUUUUUUUUUUUAAUUUACUUUUCUAGCCUAAUGUCAGUAUCUGAGAAAUUUUGUUCAAAGCUUACAUUAUAUUUCUAAUAACUGGUAUGAAACAAUAAAUAUUAAAUAUAAUAGAACCAAUUAAAGUACAUUGCAACAUCCAAUGGAUGUAAUGUACAAGUGGUUUUAUUUGGAUAUAUUUUGUAAACCAACUUGUACACCUUGACUUGUUUUUUAAAAACAAUAAAAUGUGCAUGAAAUU
Messenger RNA from Porites lobata, 23071 nucleotides. The record is from the annotation of a GenBank genome assembly. Lineage: Eukaryota; Metazoa; Cnidaria; Anthozoa; Scleractinia; Poritidae.